AUGCUCCAUGGAAAGACCAGGGGGAAGAUCGGAGUGCCCCAGCUGAUGAUGGGAGAAGAUGAUGCAGCUCUCAGCCUGCAGCACAGCUUUCCAGCUCCUGCCCCGGCGCCAAACGAAGGCAUGGAGCCGAAGCAGGAGGUCCACUGCAAGUGGCUCUCCAUGCAAACUUCUCUGAAGCGGCAUCGAGGGAGCUUCCACCCGCAGCUGAAGCCAAGCAUGCCGGUCUUGAUUUCUAGGUUUCUUCAUGCCGAAGCAGAUGUGAUUGUUCCGGGGACGGGCACCGGGCUGCGGACGUCGAGCGCCUCCGCGGCCGCCCCUCCUGGUGGUGAUGCUGGAUUGGACGGAUUAGGAGGCCCAGGAGUACAACUUGGAAGCCCAGAUAAGAAAAAGCGCAAGUCAAACGCACAAGGGUCUACCUUUCCUCCACCAUCUGAAUAUGCUCCUCCGCCGAAUCCAAGCUCUGAUCACCUCAUAGCUGCAAAUCCCUUUGACGACAACUACAACACCAUUUCUUACAAGCCGCUGCCAUCGGGAAAUCCUUACUUUGCUAAUCCCACCUACCCUGGCUUUGGUGGCUACAACACGUUCAGAAUGCCUCCCCAUAUGCUUCCUAGGAUGGCCUCACCAUAUGGUGCAACUUACCCGCUCAGAAACCAGCCUCAUCCGUUUCCGCAGAAUCCGGUGGGGAUGGUCUUCAAUCGGCCUCAGGCCAUUAACUUUGGGCCACAUGACAAUGCCAGUUUUGGAAACCAGCCACCCUAUAACCCCAACGUGAAUCAAAACAUCAACAUACCCAGCCAGCAUUUCAGGCCAAAUCCUGGAGAGAACUUUGGCCACAUGCCUUCCCAGAACACGACUCCGGUGUCCCACCAUGACAUGCCCUUGCAUUUUGGACCGGGCAACAAUCCCAACUUUAAUAAUUCCCAAAUGGAAUCGAACCAUUCUUACGGUGCCCUGCCAAACAGUUAUGGCCAGACAAAGCCUUCUCAAAAGCCGGGUGCAAACAAGCACGGCAACGCCCCUCCGCCGGCACCACCGCAGCAGCAGCAGCAGCAGCAGCAGCACCCGCAUGGAACAGAAGACGUCGUGAGCUCAGGAAAUACCGACGUGAAAGCUGUGAGUCGAAAUAUCUCAGCCAACCAGGAGAGCAUCCCUCCGAAAAAUGCCGAAAAUCUAAACAGCCAUCACGCCAACGGGACCCAGAACAAGCCCUGCCUGCCGCGAGGGGCCGCCGAGGGAGGCGGCUCUGAGAAAGGCAGCAAAGUCCCCCUGCACCCCGGCCCGCACGGCCACACCCCCGCCGAGCCCGUCUACCCCUGCGGGAUCUGCACGCACGAGGUGAAUGACGACCAGGACGCCAUCUUGUGUGAGGCCUCUUGUCAGAAGUGGUUUCACCGGAUCUGCACGGGCAUGACCGAGUCGGCGUACGGGCUGCUCACGGCAGAGGCCUCCGCAGUGUGGGGCUGUGACACUUGCAUGGCGGACAAAGGCGUCCAGCUGAUGCGCACCAGGGAGACUGCCGGGCCGCCAGCGCUGAAUGCUGAUGCGUGAGACCCUCCGCUAGCCCAGCCUUUCUGGGAUGCUUCCGCGGCACUCCUCCAGGAGCUCUGUUUUGCUUUGGGAUUUUUUUUUUUGGGGGGGGGUCCUUUAUCUUAUCUCUGUUCAUUGGUCUGUGUCUUCUUUGUUUUCUGCCCAAAGUGCACUCAGCUUUGAUCAGACGAACUGCUAGGCAAUGCUUGAUUGGAAGCGGAUUGUGCAUCUGGUUUUGCACACAUGGCAAGUGACGGUGUCCCUGGCGAGCUGCCGGUGUGAGCAGAAGCCGUCUGGGCUGUUCGGCCUGAUUGUGGCAUGCUUUGCAAGAGCGGAAUAGUGGCUGGAAUUCAGAAUCCCCGCAGCUUUCUUGUUGGGAGUGACUACUGUCCUCUCUUUGGAGCUUUCCUUAAGUUCUAAAGGUAAAGGAUAUGAUGCAGGGAGAAAAACUGAGCAAUACUUCAGAGACAAACAUCAACAAUGUCUGUCUGUACACUAGCUGAAACUAUCAUGUACAACUCGGGUUUGAGUUUAUUUCAAACCAUCCGUAUUUCUACAGUGUCUCUUUCAGAAAACAUGAGUCGGCUGUGUAGGAUUCUCAUAAGAAACAUGCCAAUUUUUAGCAACUUCUGCAGACAUGCCCAGCAGGCGUUUCUGGUGUGGUCUUUAGCAGCCCGUUUCCAAAGGCAUUUGCCCAGUAGGAAGGUUCGUAGGGUCCAGGGGCCGAGCAAACAUGCUGAGAUGAGUUGCCUGAAGCCCAAAGCCAUCUUUUUCUCACCCCUCUUUUUCUCGGGGGCAGAAUUCAGAUUCUCCUGAUAUGUUCCCACCCAAGCUGGGCAGCUCCCCUGCAGCCACGAUGCGGCCCCCUCUCCACUGCGGUGCCGACUGGGCGGUUUGGGCUCUUCGACUCCCUCUUUGCCCACGAGGGCAGUCUGAGAGGAUUUCGCACGCGUGGUUCCACUGAGUCCGUGGGAGCCCACAGGGCACGCCUGUUCUCUCCUGGGGGGGCACAGGGUCGAGUGGCGAGGCCCUGGUGCAGGUGGCCCCACUCCAGGGCCCACUCCACUGGGCCCACUGAGGCAUGCAGACUCCCCCACCCCGACUGUGAAUGUUGCUUUGCUUGCUCUGCUGUCCCUCGCUUCCGUUUCUGCAACAUCCCCGGUGGCUGCCGCUGGAAGAGCCCAGGCAGCUUCAGCCCACCCCAGCUCAUGGGUCGCCAGUCCUGCCGCUGCUCCCAGCUGGGCUGCUUCUGCUGCCUCCGUUCUGCCCCAGGCUGUGUUUAUGACCAUGGCUUGACCCUGGGGGCAUUUGGUGGGGAAGGGCCACUCCCUGCGGGUUUCUCCUCACACACUGUAGCUGUUGGGGUGUUGUGCCCAGACAGGAUGCUGUGUGGCGAGUGUGGCCAUGGGGGUCCUGUCCUGGUGCCGGGCACUGGCCAGAAGUGACCUUCCGCUAGAAUCUUCCCCCAGGACUGGCCCCUUGCCCUUUGGGGAAAUCCCACCUUGCUUCAGUGAUUGUGGUUUCGUUGAGUUUACAGGGCUGCCACAGGCAUGCAAAGAUCUUGGGAGUCCCAAGCAAUGCCAGAGGAAUGUGGAAAAGUGGCCACUGCAUGUGGUACAGACGGGGGGGAUCCUGAUCCUACGAGUUUUGGCCACGUUCUUUGUCUGGGAAGAGCAGAACCCCCACGGCCCACUGGGAGCCCAUGGGGCUCGGCGAGUUCUACGCAGACUAACCUGGGUCUUCCUCCAUACUGCUGCUCCUUCAUCUUUGGAUAUUAGAAGUUAACGUAGUAGCCUAUGCAGGAAAAAAAUCGUUGCCAUUGCAGGGAAGCAAGGAAAGAGUCAUUUCCCAAUGGGGCAUCUCACAUUUCUGCGCUGUUAACUUCUUGCUCUUCCGUGCCCCACGGGGUACAGUGUGGGGCUUGUGGCCAAGAUUUUGCCCUCCUCAGUGUGAGGCCUUCCUGCCAGCCUGCCAUUCAGACAUGGGCUGCUGCUCUCGGGGAGAGCUGGGUGCGGGGGCGUGUGACUGCCAUUAUGGCAAGAUGGAAUCCUUUUAAGCGUCUCCCGUGCGAGAGCAAACUUGUGAUGCCUUGCUUGUCUCAAACCGUAAGAACGGUUUGCUCUCUCCAAGGGCGUGUGCCUGGGUACAGCGAGAACGCUGUACAUGCUGCAAGUGGAGUGUCGCAGCCGCCCCCGUUGGUGCCCCCCCUGGGAGCCUCCGAGGGGCGCCCUCGGCACUGUGCGCAGGUCGUCCUUCAGCCUUUGCGCCUCAGGAGGCACCCGUGCGAGCGAGAGUGGCACGCGGCAAACAUCACGCCUGUGCUGCAGAGCGGGGAUGCCCCUGUGGGGCUGUGCCGUGUUGCUCUCCCAGGCAAUGUGGAAAGAGCCACACCGUUGGGAAAGCGUUCAGAACGCCGGGUGCUUUGUGGCUGGAGAUGCAUGCGGCUUUGAGGUGGUUCUCGUGGCUUUUUCCGCUAGUCUCGGGGCAAGCGGAAAAUGGCUUUGGUGCGGUCACGACUCCAGUGCAUUCGGUAGGACCACGUGCUGCUCUGGCCAGCCUCUUGGCUGGGUUCUUCAGGGUGACACGUGCCAGUUGGGGGUCGGAGUGCUUAUUCGGCAGCAAGAUGAGAACGGCUGCAGCAGACGCGUUUUCGGAAGGAGCUUGGCAAGGCUGCAUUCGCCGCAUCCCCCUGUCCAGGCGCCCUGCGUGACUGAAUGGAGUCCAGGGAGACGAUGCACCAUCCGGCCAGCCCCUCUUCUGAGCUGGUGGGUGAGGGGAAGUGGCCUCGCGCACUUUCGCCCGAGACUUUUCCCUCGCCCCAGCUGGAGAAAGCGAGGCUGCCGUGAGGCCCUCCUGCCUCCUUCCACCUGGCGUGGCCUCGUGCCCGCUGGGGAGCAGCGCUUUGGCGCCUGGGCAGAAGAGUGGCCGCCGAGGCAGAUGCUCGUAGCGCCUUCUGGCUUGGGCUUUCCUAAUGGCCCUUCCCCUUUCUCAUGCCUGGCAAUCAUUUCGAAGCAGUGGGAGAAAAGCAGAGCAUCUCUUAACCCGAAAAUCUGCAUGAGUGUGGCUGAGCCAGAUGAAGUGAAGUGUAGAACUUCUGACAACAGAAGGCGAUCACCAGUAAAACUCUUGUGGCGACUGGCCGUUCCGGUAAGGCCAGUGUCCACAAGUCCAGGAGUGGUGGUGGUCUACCUGUCUGGAUCCCAGCCCUUUCCUUUGGAGGUGACUGAAUGGAGCUUGGCAGAUGGCUUUGGGUGCAAUAGCCCCAAUUCUGGUGGAAGGCAAAUCCAGGCAGACGCGGUGCAGUUGAACAUGGCACCUGGGAGACUCGGGUUCUCUACAGCACGGUUUGUCCCAGUUCCCUGUUCUGAGAUUUGUGACGUUCCUAAAAUCAAGUGAUAGCAGGUUCCCAUUUGCCUCUCAUUCCCUCAUCCCAGUUUCACCGCUGGGGCCUGGGGGAAGCUUUUAAACUGUUGUUGAAAUCCCAGUCAAACUACGCCUUGGCAUCUUCAGCUCCGCAGGCUCUUCCAGGGCAAAAGCCAUCCCUGCGGCAGCCGUGGGGUUCCUUCCGUGCAGGGUCUGCCUCACUCGGCUGCCCUGGCAGUGGCGGAGGGGAGGGUGUCCCCGCUGUGCCGUGGGGCUGCUUCACUGGUCAGCGAGGAGUGCAUGGCAGGCGGCACAGAGGGCGUGCAGCUGUUCUCGUUCCUUACGCAAAGGCGCAGAACUUGAUGAAAGGCAGAGCUGGGCGUGCCGCCUGCAGAGAGGCUCUGCCCACGGGCCCCCAGCCAGCCAGCCUUGGCAGUCCAACCACAGCGUGACCCCAGAGGCAAUUGGGAAGCGCUCGCACCGGUGCCCUGCAAUCCAAGGGAAAGCAGGAGCUCUCCGGGCCCACAGGAGACGGCACACUGGGCACCAAGAAGAGGGGCCCGCAGGUCCAUUCCCUGAGUCAUGGCAAGGCGAUGGGGGGACCUCGCCUUGCAGCCCCCCGCCGUGGGGCUCAUCCCAUCCCAAGGCAGGCGGUGGAUGUGGCGCUGUCCGAGGGGCGGGCACACACCUCAGAGGAGCGGGCUCAGCUUCCGUUCGGCUACCUCAGCCAGCAUGCAUUGGCCCCUACGGUCGUUGGGCAGGUCUGGGCUUGCACAUCUGUGUUGGAAAAGACUGUUCCAGAAAUCUGCUUCAUCUCUGAUACUUAGCGGCCUUCGGCCCUCUUCUGGGACUGUCCAGCUUGGCCCGUGAGCCCACUGGGGCCUGCUUGGUGCAGGCGCCCGCCUUCCUUUUCCAGAGGAGGCAUGCUUGCGGAGUGGAGGCUCGCGCAUGCUGCUCCAGCACACCCGUGCUGUGGCGCCGAGCAGGGACCUGGGCACUGCACAGAGCGGGAUCAUGUCUGAGCCAGCCGCUCGUCUCUUUUGCAUGAGAAACGACUGAACGCUCCCUAACCUCUGUAAGAGUCACCGUCCCUGGGAUCACCAUAGUGGCUCUCCCUGUACCCUUCUGAAAUGAAAAAGGUCAGGAAUUUGCCAGCUGUGCUAAAUGGUGCCGGGUCCCACCCCUCGGGGGCAGCAUUUGUCCUUUCCUCUGUGGUCUUCAUUGCAGGCCUGUUGAAGCGUCCCUGCUGCAUCUUGCUGGCCCUCAUUUGCCGAAUGUGAUCAGUGCUGGCCGUGGAGCAUCUGGGUCCCUAAGGGGCCCCCGUGGAGGAGUCCUCCGCAUGCUCAGGGGGCUCUGAACUCCCAGCCCAGCAAGGAAGGGGCUCCGCCUGCUGCCUCAGAUGCCUGAGAGGGAUGCCCUGGGGGCACUCAGUCCUCAGGAGGCCCAGUGGCACUCCAGGCCCACCGCUGGCACCCCCUCCACCACCAGGCCCAGGCUAGAAGCAAACUUGGACUAGGCCUCCGUCUCUCUUUCCACCUGCCCUCUGUGAUCAGGAGAGCAGGAUCAAGUUUAGCCAUGCAGGUAAAAAUCUUAAAAUCUUCCUUGACAGAGCAGCUUAAGGACUCGCAGGAUCCUAUUUCAUACAUGCUAAUUAUGGGAAAGUAUUCUUUCUGAAAUAGAUCUGUAUUUCUGGUUUUGAGGCUUUGCUUUUUUAUUAUACAAAACCAAUGGUCCUGAAAUACGAUGCUUUUUCCCAUUUUAGUUCAUUUUACUACUACUUGUUUAGAAUGCUUGUACCUCUCUCUCAAUUUAGAUAUAAAUGGAACCUUGCUUGCUAGUAAAAAGUGUGUGUGUAGCCUUUUAUACCUAGUUGGCCAUGUGUCCUUUCUGUUGUAUGUGACUUAAUGACUGUUUCAUAUUAAAACUAGUCUUUCCUUCUGUACUGCUUACAUAUACCUGUUUUUGGGAUAUCAGUUCAGUACUUUUAUAAAAUCUCAAAUGUGUUCCACAUUGGUGACAUUUAUUUUUGCAACAACUUUAAAAUAAAUAAAUUAGGCAUGUCUGAAAUAACACA
Messenger RNA from Varanus komodoensis (Komodo dragon), 6967 nucleotides. It is a transcript of the gene PYGO1, whose product is annotated as pygopus family PHD finger 1. The transcript has 5 exons. Lineage: Eukaryota; Metazoa; Chordata; Lepidosauria; Squamata; Varanidae. The coding region runs from base 1 to 1551 and encodes 516 amino acids. The record is from RefSeq and is a predicted model, not a curated record.